Messenger RNA from Dentiscutata erythropus, 272 nucleotides. NCBI's taxonomy places the organism in Eukaryota, Fungi, Glomeromycota, Glomeromycetes, Diversisporales, Gigasporaceae. The record is from the annotation of a GenBank genome assembly.
CCUCCACUCGCGAUCGAAUAAUACAAAUUGCAACUGUGGUAGCUCAAAGACUUAAACAUACUUGUUUAGAAUUAAGUCGAUUGGUUUGUUAUCAUGAAAUAUUGGAAAAAGAUUUAUGCGCUACCGUAAUGGAAAAUAGUAAUUAUUGGCAACAUAGAAAUAGUAUGUAUAGAGUUGGUGAAAGUUCUCAAGAACCAAUAGUAGUUAAGAAUAUUAUAAUGGAUCCUCCUUCGACCAGAAAACAAUUAGGAAUUAUUGGUAGACAAUCAUUC